UCACUCUUGUCUGCAGGCAUUGUUUCCAUCUCCCAUUGUUUGAUCUUGACCCGGAUCGUUGCUAGAGUACUUGCCCGUUUCGAUACAUAAACCCUCUCUUUGGUUAGCUUUUAGGUCGGACGGUGUAGUUUCGGGAUGGCGGAUGGGAGCAGCGGUGCGGUUAAUCUGCCUCCCGGAGAUCCGCAGCUAAUAGGCCUGAUCGUGGAGCAUCUGAAGAACCGGGGCCUGUUCGACGAGUUUCGGAGAGACUGUCUGGGAGAUGUGGACACAAAGCCAGCCUAUCAAAAUCUGCGACAGAAGGUGGACAACUUUGUGUCCACUCACCUGAGCACUCAAGAGUGGAACCCAUCUAUCAACAAAAACCAGGUGCGCAAUGGACUAAGGCAAAGCGUUGUGCAGUCAGGCAUGCUGGAGUCUGGCGUGGACAGAAUCAUCACUCAGGUGGUGGACCCCAAACUCAACCACAUUUUCAGACCCCACAUAGAGAGCGCCAUUCAUGAUUUUUUGGCCGCCGAGAAGAGGGAGGAGGGAGUGCCAAAAGCGAUGCCGGAGACCGAGCAGCGAGAGGCACCCUGCGCCGCGCCGAAAACGCCAUGAGCACCCGUUGGGCCAGGUGAAGAUUGAUACGGCAGCAGCUGAUACUGCACAAGAUGGCAGAGGGUGGGACUGCACUGCUGGUCAUGUGUGAGAUUACUGAAGCAUCUCUGUACCUGGGGACAGUGUUGUGAAGACUGAAGAGGACACUCAUGAAUGUGUCUGCACAAUUGAGUGUUUUUUUUUUUUUUUACAUGUGGAGGGUAGCAGUUGUGCCUCUCAGAGUGAUAGGUUCUAAUGCCUUUUGUCUGUUUGAUUGCACUGACUAUAAAAAGGCAGCUAAAGUGUU
Megalops cyprinoides (Indo-Pacific tarpon) is the source of this 883-nucleotide messenger RNA. Its product is annotated as biorientation of chromosomes in cell division protein 1-like. The record is from RefSeq and is a predicted model, not a curated record. The coding region runs from base 136 to 597 and encodes 153 amino acids. The transcript has 4 exons. Lineage: Eukaryota; Metazoa; Chordata; Actinopteri; Elopiformes; Megalopidae.